Molecule: messenger RNA, 1017 nt
Organism: Ramularia collo-cygni
Lineage: Eukaryota; Fungi; Ascomycota; Dothideomycetes; Mycosphaerellales; Mycosphaerellaceae
Exons: 3
Coding region: 1-1017 (338 amino acids)
Biological process (GO): lipid metabolic process
Cellular component (GO): membrane
Molecular function (GO): oxidoreductase activity, acting on the CH-CH group of donors
Source: RefSeq, a predicted model, not a curated record
AUGGCGCUGUACAAUCCCGUCCGCGUUCUGGACGACUACUACCUGGCCAUUACGCUCCUCUUCACCGUUGGAUACCAGCUUGUGGGAUUUGCCAUAGCUUUUACUAUGAAGUUCGAUAAACUGACUGAUUUCAUGGGCGGCACGAACUUCGUUUGGCUGGCGAUAUUGACCCUCGCCUUGUCCGGUGCUACUMACGCGCGCAACAUCAUCAUCAGCAUCAUGAUCAUGCUCUGGGGUGCACGUCUCUCGGCUUUCCUCCUCUUCCGGAUCUUGAAGACCGGUUCCGAUGACCGCUUUGACGACAAGCGUGAUAAAUUCUUCCCCUUCCUUGGGUUCUGGGUUUUCCAGAUGUUGUGGUGCUGGACUGUCAGUCUGCCGGUGACUUUUUUGAACUCGCCCAAUGUGUUGCAGUACCGUCAACCAGACUUUGGGAAGGCCACCGAUAUCAUUUCAAUCAUCAUCUUUGUGAUUGCGUUUUUGAUGGAGGCUGUGAGUGACGUCCAAAAGUAUCGCUUCAAGCAGGGUCCUGGAAAGCAGCCGGGUGCGGUAUGUGAUGUUGGAUUCUUCAAGUGGAGUCGGCAUCCCAAUUACUUUGGUGAAAUCAUGGUGCAAGUUUCAAUCUACAUCAUGGCGGUUACACCAGCAAGCUACAAGACCGUGCCCUCUGGAUCGGGAGCAUACGCCGCUCUUUUCGCCUCGUGCGUCGGCUUCAUCUUCUUGACCACGCUGUUGAUGUUCGUCUCUGGUCUUACUCUCCAGGAACGACCUGGUGCAAAGAAGCGUUACGAGAAGGGCACCGGCUGGCAUGCGUAUGAGAAGUACUUGCAUGAGACGAGUAUUCUCAUUCCGAUGCCCCCAGCGCUGUGGAGGAGUUUGCCGACGAUUGUGAAGAGGACUGUUGGAUUGGAGUUCCCGAUCUAUGUCUUUGAUCCGGCAAAGCAUGCGGAUAUGGACAAGGUCAGGGAAAACUUGGCGGAGGAGGGGAGGAGAGAAAGUGCGGAGCCUUUGAGGGAAUGA